This is a messenger RNA of Nannizzia gypsea CBS 118893, 1404 nucleotides long. Its product is annotated as transcription subunit 2 general negative regulator. The transcript is spliced from 5 exons. The record is from RefSeq and is a predicted model, not a curated record. NCBI's taxonomy places the organism in Eukaryota, Fungi, Ascomycota, Eurotiomycetes, Onygenales, Arthrodermataceae. Bases 1 to 1404 code for a protein of 467 amino acids. Gene Ontology annotation, biological process: regulation of DNA-templated transcription; nuclear-transcribed mRNA poly(A) tail shortening. Gene Ontology annotation, cellular component: P-body; CCR4-NOT core complex.
AUGAAGGCAGAUACCAAGUUUGGCUAUUCCGGCCGCAGCUACAAGGCACAGAAGGUGCUGACUCUCGAUCUCGCGUCUCUCAGCGAAUUCCCUUCUCUCUCAAGUGGCCCGCAGAACACCACUCCAACCCCCGGACAGGCCAUCUGGGGCAACGCAGGCCAACGUUCGAUUCAACAGAGUCUCGGACAGAGACAACCACAAGCCCCUGUUCCCCCUCAAGCUCCCUCGCGGGAGUCUCAGCUCCAAGCUCAGCAGGCACAGUCCCAGGGUCAAGCUCAGGGCCAUGAGGACCAGUUCCCUUCGACAACACAGUUUGUCACCCAGCUUGAUGAUUUCCGUAACGGUGUCCAGGCCAUGGGCCAAAUGUCAGGCGGCAGCCAGCAACAGGCCGGCAGUGUCGACGACUUCCCUCCUCUGAGCAAACAGUCUGACCAAGCAGGAGCAGUUGGUAACUAUGCUAGCUCUAUGGGAUUCACUGGCUUCUCUGCUCAGACGCGUUCAUCUCUUGGAAACCAGCAAGAUACCAGUAGAAUUGCAUCUCCUGCAGCUGCAGGUCCAUCCGGCACGCCAGGUCCGCGGUUACCAGCUGGCCAGAACCAAAACGGUAUAAUUGGGCAAGAUCACGAGGACAACGCUCAAACCCAAGCUCAAGCUCAGGCUCAAGCUCAAGCAUCCAUGAUGAACCAACGCAGCAUGGAUCAGAUGCAGCAGCAACAGCAGCCGCCACAGCCGCAGCCCUCGCAGGUGCAGGCACAGGCACAGGCAGAAAAUGAGGCCCAUGAUCCUUCCCGAGCCGGCCAGACAGCUGAGCAGGCCUCGCUCUCCCAGAUGAGCGAACACGAUCGAUUCGGCUUAGCCGGACUUCUACGGAUGAUCCAUAGUGACAGCCCUGACGUUGCGAGCCUCGCUAUCGGCCAAGAUCUAAUGAGUCUUGGACUGGAUCUGAACCAGCAAGAACCACUGCAUCAAACAUUUGCAUCACCCUUCAUCUCAUCUAACGUGUCUGUCCCGCUACGGCCAGACUUUACUCUGCCUGCAUGCUACAACGUAGCCAAUGUCCAGCCACUGCAGACCCGUAUACCCAGCUUCAGCGAUGAGACUCUGUUCUACAUCUUUUACAGCAUGCCGCGUGAUAUCAUGCAGGAGCUAGUCGCAGAAGAGCUCAUGGGCCGAAAGUGGCGCUACCACAAGGUUGAACGCGCAUGGCUGACGCGCGACGACACCUAUCCAAACCCCGUUGAGGUUGAGAGAGGCAUUAGCGAGCGUGGCGUCUACCUCUGGUGGGAUACCAGCAGCUGGAAGAAAGUCCGACGUGAAUUUAUUCUUCGCUAUGCCGAUUUGGACAACCGUCUCGACCCGGGCAGAAACAUUGUCCGAGGAAUCCCCUUCCCCCAGGCCACUUAA